GGGGUCAGCGCCCUAAAGCCAGCCCCUUCUCUUUUGCCAAGACCUGCCUCUGCACAGCCCUAAGUGGGUACAGCUGGAAUCCUGAGCCUGCGAUGGAGCCCCGGCUGGGGCCCAAAGCUGCCGCCCUCCACCUGGGCUGGCCGUUCUUGCUGCUGUGGGUCUCCAGCCUGAGCUACUCUGUCUCUUCACCGGCUUCUCCCUCUCCUUCUCCGGUGUCCCGAGUCCGAACGAGCUACAGUUUGGGAAGGACUUUCCUCGGUCUUGAUAAAUGUAACGCCUGCAUCGGGACAUCUAUUUGCAAGAAGUUCUUUAAAGAAGAAAUAAGGUUUGACAACGGGCUGGCCUUACACCUCGGACCACCUCCUGACAACUUGCCUUCUUACUCUGCAAAUUACUCAGAUGAUUUCAAAACCUGGCGCCCAGUGGAGAUCUCAAGGCUGGUCAGCAAACAGCAAAACAAGAUCUCAGACGAGAGAAUCUGUGCCUCCGCAGCUGCCCCCAAGACCUGCAGUAUUGAGCGUGUCCUGCGGAAAACAGGGAGGUUCCAGAAAUGGCUGCAGGCCAAGCGACUCACACCAGACCUGGUGCGGGGCCUGUCCAGCCCUCUCUUACGCUGCCCAUCACAGCGACUCCUGGAUCGCGUGGUCCGGCGCUAUGCAGAGGUGGCUGACGCUGGCAGCAUCUUCAUGGACCACUUCACGGACCGGGACAAGCUGCGUCUCCUCUACACGCUAGCUGUCAACACGCAUCCUGUCCUUCUACAGAUCUUCCCGGGUGCUGAGGGUUGGCCGCUUCCCAAGUACUUGGGCUCCUGUGGUAGAUUUCUGGUCAGUACCAGCACCAGUCCGCUGCAGGAAUUCUAUGCUGCACCGCCAGACCAGGCGGCCGACCUAGCCUACCAGCUCCUGGGUGUCCUGGAAUCUCUGAGGAGCAAUGAUUUGAACUACUUCUUCUACUUCACCCACGUGGAUGCAGGCAUGUUUGGCAUCUUCAACAACGGGCAUCUGUUCAUCCGGGAUGCCAGUGCACUGGGCGUGAUCGACAGGCAGGAAGGCAGCCAAGCAGCCUCCGGCGCAGGAGACAAUAAAGACAUCUUCAGCUGCCUGGUCUCUGGCUGCCAGACUGAGCUACCCUCCUGUGACACCAUCCCUGAGAAGCAGAACCUGGUGCUGGUGUGCAGCCAGGUGUUGCCCCUGCUUCUCCAGGCCAAGUUCCCGUCCCCAGUGCGGGAGGAGAUUGACACCGAGCUCACUCGCUGUGCAGACGGAACCCGGCCAGACCCGGAGGUCCUCGGGGCUGCCGGCCGGCUGAAGGACAUCUUGAGACCCCUGAGAACCUGUGACCCCAGAUUCGCCUACCGCUACCCAGACUGCAAGUAUAACGAUAAGUUCUGAGGGGCUGGAGCCUUGCCGACCCACAUCCUUGGAACUUCCACUGCCCACUCGGCUCACUGCAUGGUUGAAAGAAGCUGCUCCCUUCUAGCCAUUGGGAGAAAGGCACUUUGGUGUCCCAGAGACAGAGGAACAUGCCAACCACCAGAGGACAGUUGGGCCAGAGGGCAGCCAUGCUACCUGUCCCCUCUACCCCUAGCUGGGACAUCAUGGAAGAGCCCAGGGUUGGGCAUUGGAAGACCUGGGUGUGGACACUCAGCCUCUUUGAGCCUCAAUUUUCUCUCUUCUCCACAAGACUCUUGAGUUAGUGAAAAAUGCCAGAGAUGUGAAGGGCCCAGGACACACACUUCCUCCUCCCAACCCAGUCAGUUACAAAGAAUGUUCCAGAAGCAUGCAUGCCCAGACAGGGUAAAUGAGACAUAGCCAUGGAGGUCAAAAGAGUGACAUGGAGGAAAGACUUGGCCCCGGUGCUAGCCCUCGUGGAACACUCCCCAUACUGCCAGGGGGUGAGGAGACUGAAGGCCGAGGGGACACAGAGACAGGAGGCACUUAAUGGCGUGGGAAGGAGGCAGGGGUAAGAAGAGUGCUGGGCUGGGGGCCAACAUGUUUGUCCACAUCCUCUGACAACCAGAUGUCAAGACAGGAUUAAGUGGGCAAGGAUUGUAUUGAGGAAGAUGGCUGUGUGGGAGGAAAGGAGGGAGGAGCCGAAGACCAUGGGGAGAAUCAUAAGGCCAGGCUGGAAGGCUGACGCCCCCUCCCCUGAGUGAAGGCAAGAAGAUCAGAUGAGAGCAUCCCAGACUCCCCUCUGCUCAACCAAAAUAAGAUUCAGCAGGGCUGUCAGGGUGUCCUUGAGCUAAAGCCAGUCAUCAGAGAAACUUCCCAAGCAAGGAUGGACGGCUCUUAUAUUCCUGCUGCAGGGAACAGCCCAUGGGAAGCGUGGCCUUAGCCCAGCCACAAAGAUGGAUUUCAAAGCACAGUGCAGGGCACUUAGCCAGUUGAGCUCCCUGGGGCAGGAGGUCUGUGAGUAGAACAUUCUUCGUAGCCAUAGCCGAGGACCAGGGCCAGGUCUCUCUACAUAACUUCCUCUAGGGCAGGACUCUAAGGAGUCUGAGAAUUUUCAUUCAAACUUGGCCUUAUGGGUCAUUCUAAAAAAACUUUUUCAAGGUCAGCCAAUAGAAUAUAUUUUAUUCAACAGUUUGCGUGUUUUAUACCUUUCAAAUGAUUAGCCACAUGGUAUGUGGGUUUCCAUGCAUCCUUUUGCCCAGGCUGCAAACAUUAAUGGGGGUUCCUUGGACUUUUGCCCAGUCACCCUGCCUGCCCUCUACCUUCAGAGACCUCUCAGUUGGCCUCCUCUUUUGGGCUUCCCUGGUGGCUCAGACGAUAAAGCGCCCGCCCGCAAUGCGGGAGACCCAGGGAUCGAACCCAAGCCUCUUGGUCUUCUGCAUUGGCAGGCAGGUCCUUUACCACUAGCACCACCUGGGAAGUCCCCUUCAGCCUCUGUCCUGCCCAACUUUGGUCCCUUUGUUGACAUUUAAAGAUGAGCCAAGGAAAAUCAUGUUUUGUUGUACACUGCAAUGCAGUUGGGGGUCUCCCUUUUGACUACCUCUGGGGUAACCAUGACAAUGAGAAUGCUGAGACAAGCUUCUGGAAGGGCAGGUUUGGGCUGCCUGAGAAUUUUUGGGACAGUUACUUCCUGGCUUGGUCUGGAGGGUGAUUUCCCAACACCUUGCUUUUUUAGCCAGUGAAACUGAUCUUAAACUUCUGGUUUUCAGAACUCUCAGAGGAUACAUUUCUAUUGUUUUAAGCCACCCACUUUGGAAUAAUUGUUAUAGCAGCCACAGGAGACAAACACAUAUCUUGAACUCAUCUUAAUGUCUGCUUGCAGAGAACCCAACUUGCAAUACUCCCCAACUCCAGUCUAUUCUGAUGGAUUCAAAAGCCAGACCCACCAGGAGGGAGUUAUUAUGUGUCCAUAUCCACGUCUGAGGCUUGGACCGUUCUGUUCCUCCACUUACUAAACCCCAGGCAUCUUAACUAGACCUGAGUCCUACCUGGACCCUAAGCUUUUCCUGACAGCCCAGUCCCCAUCAAGCCCUUUCUGAAUCCCUCCUCUGUACCCCUGAACCCCAAGUCUGUGCCUAUAUGAGGCUAAUCCCAAGGGUAUUCCAGAGAGAUAUAUGCCCCUCCUUCCCAUCCAGCUGGGCACUCCUUGAAGGUGGCAGUGGCACAGAACUCUGUGUUCCCUGUCACAACCAGCACCAGGCUGAGCACAGAGCAAGUGCUCAGAAAAUGUUCUUGCUAAGAAUAAUGACUGUUUUUCAACCCUGGUGUUUUUCAUACACCAUGUGCUCUAAACUGAUUAUUUGUGUCCCCCUCCAAAAUUCAUAGCUUGAGAUCUUAACUCCCAAUGUGAUGGUAUUUGGGAGUAGAGUUUGGGGAGUUAACUAUUAAUAGGUCAUGAGGGUAGAGCCUUCAUGAAUGGGGUGAGUGCCCUUAUAAAUGAGACCCUAGAGAACUCCAUCACGCCUGCCUUGUAGGGACACAGCAGGAAGAUCCGGUCCUGGCUGUGAACCAAGAAGCUUGUUCUCAGCAGACAUCAAAUCUGCUAGCACCGUGAUCUUGGACUUCCCAACCACCGGAACUGUGAGAAAUAAUUAUUGGUUAUAAACCACCCAGUCUGUGGUAUUGUUAUAGCAGCCAGAACAGACAAAGACAGCAUGCUGGACAUAUACAGGAUAUAGCCACUUCCUCAAGAACAGUUCUUUCCCCUCAACAGCCAGGAGACAAGUGAGUCAACACUAGAGACUUCAGUCAGAAUAAAAUCAUUGUAGUGGAAUCUGAUUGGAGACAAUAGAGUAUUUUUCUGGGUUUCAUCAGCCACUGUCUUUUUGCCUGCAGAACCAGCUACAUAAUUUGUGGGGCCCAGUGCAAAAUGGAAACAUGGGGCCUCCUGUCAUUGAGAAAUGCAAGAUGGCAUCAGCAGAGCGUUAAACUAAGUGCGGGUCCUGUGUAACUCUAUGUUGCAUGCCCACGCAGCCAGCUCUGACUGCCUGAGAAUGCUGAUUAACCUCUGUGUGGUGGGUUCUUGGGAUUUACUGGGGUCUCACUUGACUUCCACAACCAAAAGGAGUAUCUGUGGAACCAGAGGUAAUAUAAAAUAUUUACUAACCAUCAUGGCAAAGUGAGCGAGUGGUAGUCGCUCAGUCGAGUACCCAUGGCCUAUAGCCCCCCGGGCUCCUCCAUCCAUGCGAUUCUCCAGGCAAGAAUCCUGGAGCGGGUUGCCAUUUCCUCCUCCAGGGGAUCUUCUGGACCCAGGGAUUGAAGCUGGGUCUCCUGCACUGUAGGCAGACUCUUUACUGUCUGAGCCACCAGGGAAGCCUUAUCAUGGCAAAGGAACUGACCUAGGAGAACAGACUCCCAUUGGCUGCGGUUGUCAGGUCGGCAUCCCCACAGCCCUGUGGGCAAGUCCUACUUUUCAAACAAGGAAACUGGUUCAGCAAUUUGCUCAAGGCAACAAUUUUCAGGUCUCCCACUUUCCUGGUCCUCCCGUGUAGCGUCUGACUUCUGCUGAUAAGCAAUUGCAGGAGGCUGAAUGUUUCCUCUAGAGUUCAAAUAAAUACGCUGUGGGAUUUGUGUCCAUUUUGGAAAAAAGUAGAGCCCUGGAAUCAGACAGACCCGGUUUCAAAUCACGACUCUGCUGGUUACUGGGUAACCCUGGGCAAGUUGCUUAACCUAAGUCUCACUUUCCUCAUCCAUAAAAUGGUGAGGAAAAGAUUUACCUUCAUAGGGUUAUUAUCCCAUUUAAAUGACUGAUCGUUUCUCAAGGGCCAGGCACAUGUGGGCAUUCUGUAUCUGAUGGCCUUUCUUUAGGAAAGGGCAGAGGGUUUCCUGGCAGAAAGGGCUCCUCACACAGCCAAAGUGAGUGCUGUAGCCUCUUGGGAGGGAUCUUGACCUCUGUCCCAAGGCUCUGCUCAGACCAGAGGAAUCAUGAGGGUGCUGCAGGCUGCCAGACAGUGUGACAGGGGCCAUUUUUCUUCCCUUCCACUCUCCAGACUCUGGGUUGAUCUUGAAAGGCAGCUGGGAAGCCAAUACGCUCGCAUCCCCAGACUGGCCCUCCAUCAGGCUCAGGAGGGAAUCCUCCUCAAGCAGGUAAUUUGGGGGGCCUUGGGAAGUCCAUCCAUGCUCAGGAAAUUCUAGUACCCUCUU
Molecule: messenger RNA, 5597 nt
Organism: Budorcas taxicolor (takin)
Lineage: Eukaryota; Metazoa; Chordata; Mammalia; Artiodactyla; Bovidae
Gene: DIPK2B
Product: divergent protein kinase domain 2B
Exons: 6
Coding region: 93-1394 (433 amino acids)
Source: RefSeq, a predicted model, not a curated record